CGAUCGUGGAGGAAUUGGAGGAGGAAGAGGCCGAGGAAUGGGCGAUCGUGGAGGAGAUGGAGGAGAAAGAGGCCGAGGAAUGAGCGAUCGUGGAGGUGUUGGAGGAGAAAGAGGCCGAGGAGUAGGAAUUCAAGAAGGAUCUAGAGGUAGUAGCCGAGGACGCGGUGUAGGAUCUCGAGGAGACAGAGGAGGUUUCCGGGGUUCAAGAGGCAGUUUCAGAGGAAGCGAUCGUGGUGCAUCGUUUGGACGUGGUCGGGGAAGAGGAUACGUAGUCCUUGGCGAUCAAAAACAAGUGACACUUCGAGCACAGAAAGAAUUUGAAACCCAGUUAGGUUUACAGCUUUAUGUUGCUUUCAAGAAAACCCCAGUUCUUACCCAUGAACUGGAAAAGCUACCAGGAUUUCAUUCCAUUAGUGCACCACCUAGCAAUAACGAACUCGAAAAGAUUAUCUUAUUCAGAGACAUGGCAUCUCUUGAAGCUGCCAAGACCACUCUUGAUGUACACGAAAAUGUUCAGUCUGCAAAACGAAUGGGUUUGGAAUCCAUUUGUAGCAUGAACUUAACUCCAAGUGCUUGCAAAGUUUAUCUUGGCUUUGGUGAAGCUGUCAAGGAAAAUGCUGUGAAAAAGCUUGAUAGUAAAAUCAAAGAAGUUGCAAUCUUUAGCAAAACAACUAGCUGUGCACUGCAAUUUGCAACACCCGAACAAGCAAAGUUUGCGGGUGGAAAGUUAAAGUCUCGAUACCAGAAAAUAAAGAACCUACUUGAUGUUGAAAUGUACUACCCCAAGAAUCAGUCUGUCGUGCCAGAAGAUCAGGGUUUAAUGACCCAAAUGUUACUGAGGUUCAGUGACGCUUACGACAUGGAACAAAUAAAGGCUAUUGAAAAAAUAACUGACACACCGGGAACAGUUGUUCCCCUGUACAGCUGCACGGCUCAGUUUGCAACUCGCAAGGAAGCAGUGGAUGCAGUAGGAAGAUUGAAGUCCAAAAUUGGUGAAAAUAGCCUACGGCUUGUCAAUUUGUAUUUUGAUCCAUUAAGUACAGUAAAAAAUGUCGAAUUGGACAAGAUUGUUCUGCGGGAUGUUCCCAAAAACGUUACCGUAAAAGAUUUUGUAACCCAGUUCCCUAAAGCGAUUUCUGUUGUCAUCUACAAGAAAACUUUCCCAGCGUCUAAAUUUUGCCAUGCCCAUGUGGGUUUCGCAUCCCAGAAAGAGGCUGCCGAAGUCUUAUACUUGACAGACUUAAAAAUUGGAGACAGAAAGGUGUACAUCUUCCCGGGACUCUGUGAACUCAUGCACGACUUGUCUAGUUUAGGUGUAAUCGAAAAAAAGAACGCGGUAAAAGAUGCCAAAGUUGAAGAGGAACCACCAAGCAAGAAGAGAAAGACGGAAAAGGGUUGUGAAAAGAAUGACGAUGAAGAUGUCGAGGAUGAAGAUGACGAGGAUGAAGAUGACGAGGAUGAAGAUGUCGAGGAUGAAGAUGUCGAGGAUGAAGAUGUCGAGGAUGAAGAUGACGAGGAUGAAGGCGUAGAAGAUGAAGACGAAGAAGCAGAAGGUGAAGGAGAAGAAGACGAAACUGAAGGCGACGACGAAGAUGAAGAUGACGAAUCUGACUAAUCUGACGAAAGUGAUUUGAAAAGGUUACAUAUACGCUGUAUUUUUCUUCUUGACCAAAUAAGUAUUUGAGUUUUUAGAAAAUACAGAACUUGAAAUACUGA
This is a messenger RNA of Daphnia carinata, 1716 nucleotides long. RefSeq lists its product as uncharacterized. Gene Ontology annotation, molecular function: nucleic acid binding. The transcript is spliced from 8 exons. Bases 38 to 1615 code for a protein of 525 amino acids. Lineage: Eukaryota; Metazoa; Arthropoda; Branchiopoda; Diplostraca; Daphniidae. The record is from RefSeq and is a predicted model, not a curated record.